Colletotrichum tamarilloi is the source of this 978-nucleotide messenger RNA. Its product is annotated as TAM domain methyltransferase. NCBI's taxonomy places the organism in Eukaryota, Fungi, Ascomycota, Sordariomycetes, Glomerellales, Glomerellaceae. The record is from RefSeq and is a predicted model, not a curated record. The transcript is spliced from 9 exons. The coding region runs from base 1 to 978 and encodes 325 amino acids.
AUGGCUGCCGCUGGGCAACCUCUGGAGCCCGAUACCUUUGAUUCGGACUCGGCAAUCUCGGAGCUUCGGAAUGGCAGUACCGACUCGCCUACCCCGAGUAUGUUGACGGUGCUGGAGGAGAAUGGCAGGACAUAUCACGCAAUGAGUUCCGGGAAAUACCCGUUCCCCAACGAUAUUGUCGAGCAGGAGCGCCUAGAUUUCCAACACCUCAUGUGGACAGUGACGCUGGGCGACAAGCUAUGCCUAUGUCCUAAGGACUCACAAAAGGCAAAGCGCGUGCUGGACGCCGGUACGGGCACCGGGAUCUGGGCGAUGGAUUACGAUCUGAGCAACAUCCAGCCAAAAUGGACACCUCCGAACUUAACAUGGGAGCUGGACGACCUAGAGCAGAAUUGGACAUGGUCUCAGCCGUUCGACUUCAUCUUUGUCCGCAUGCUAGCAGGGAGUCUCAAAAACUACCAAGACUUUAUCAACCAAGCCUUCGAAAACCUUGAACCAGGCGGCUACCUCGAAAUGCAAGACCUCUCCCUUCCCUACCGCUGCGACGACGCAUCCCUAACGCCAGACUCCCCAAUCCACAAACUCUCCGACCUUUUCCUCAGAGGCGGCCGUGUAACAGGCCGCAACAUGGACGCGGCGCCCACCUACGCCACCCUCAUGCGCACCGCGGGCUUCGUCGACGUUGAAGAACAACAAUUCAAGUGGCCCGUCAACGCGUGGCCGCGCGACCCGCACUUCAAGACGUUGGGCGCGUACACGCACUGUAACCUCGACCACGGGCUCGAAGGGUUGACGUUGGGGCUCGCGACGAGGAAUUUGGGGUGGAGUAAGGAGGAGACGCUGCUUUUUUGCGCGACAGUGAGGAAGAGUUUGAGGAGCCAUAAGGUGCAUGCUUAUGUUCCUUUAUACGUUGUGUACGGGCGGAAGCCGACGGUGGCGGAGACGAGUGGAUCUAAUCCACCGGAGGGUAUACAUUAG